Python bivittatus (Burmese python) is the source of this 6527-nucleotide messenger RNA. RefSeq names its product discoidin domain-containing receptor 2. The record is from RefSeq and is a predicted model, not a curated record. NCBI's taxonomy places the organism in Eukaryota, Metazoa, Chordata, Lepidosauria, Squamata, Pythonidae. Gene Ontology annotation, cellular component: signaling receptor complex; plasma membrane. Gene Ontology annotation, molecular function: protein tyrosine kinase collagen receptor activity; ATP binding; collagen binding. Gene Ontology annotation, biological process: cell surface receptor protein tyrosine kinase signaling pathway; positive regulation of neuron projection development; multicellular organism development.
CACACACACGCACACAUCUGCUCUUUUCCACAGCCUCCGUCAGGGAGUUGCCAUAGAUACUGUAGUGACAUAGAAGCAGACGAGUCUCCAGGGCCCGUGUGGAGGGACGGAGCAACCAGGAGGAGCUGUCUUGCUCGGUAACAAGUUUCAAAGUUGCUCGCCAAGAGAAAGGAUGGUGGGAAGUAGAGCCCUGCUGGAUCCGUGGCGGUAAAACGCCUGGGCUCACCCCACCAUGGCGGGGGUGGCACAACAGCUAAGCCAGCCAGGGAGAAACAUGAAUGGCAGUGAUUGAUAACCCCCAAAGCCACCCAACGGAUUCCCAGGUGACCUUCGCUAAGGAUGUUCUGCUUACCCCUUCUGCUGUUGGCUGGAUUCUCACCAUGUCCAGGGUCUGAAGUCAAUCCUGCAAUAUGCCGGUAUCCUUUGGGAAUGUAUGAAGGAACGAUCCAAGAUGAGGACAUUACUGCUUCCAGCCAGUGGUAUGAUUCAACUGGACCACAGUAUGCCCGAUUGCUCAGAGAAGAAGGAGAUGGAGCUUGGUGUCCAGCGGGUCUCUUGCAACCAGAAGAUGUGCAGUUCCUUCAGAUAGAUCUCCACAAACUGUACUUCAUCACGCUGGUGGGGACACAAGGACGGCAUGCCCGGGCCACCGGGAAGGAGUUUGCCCGGGCCUAUCGGAUCAACUACAGUCGUAACGGCGAGCGGUGGCUCUCUUGGAAAGAUCGUCAGAACAGGCAGGUGAUUCAAGGCAACACAGACACGUAUGAGGUGGUUCUGAAAGAUCUUCGCCCGCCCAUCAUUGCUCGCUACAUCCGAGUGAUCCCGGUGACUGAGCAGCCCACGACCGUUUGCAUGAGAGUAGAACUCUACGGUUGUCUUUGGUCUGAUGGGCUGGAGUCCUACAGCAUGCCUGAAGGAGAAAUCAUGGCGGCCCCUGGCAAUCCAAUUAUUUAUCUGAAUGACUCAACCUAUGAUGGUUACCAGGAACGAAAGCUCCUACAUGGUGGGCUGGGCCAGCUCACGGACGGUGUCCUGGGAUUAGAUGAUUUCACAAAGAGCCACCAAUACCGCGUGUGGCCAGGCUACGACUACGUCGGCUGGAGGAACGACAGCUUCCGGAAUGGCGUCGUGGAGAUGGAGUUCCAGUUUGACCGCCAGAGGAACUUCACCUCCAUGAAGGUCCAUUGCAACAAUAUGUUUUCCAAAGGGGUGAAGAUCUUUGAGAGGGUGGAAUGUCUCUUCAAGCCGCGGCUGAUUGCCGAGUGGGACCCACAACCUGUAGGUUUAGACACCGUUUUGGACGACAAGAAUCCCAGCGCACGGUUUGUGACCGUCCCCUUCCACCAGCACGUGGGCAAAGCCAUCCUCUGCCGUUUCUACUUUGCUGAUACCUGGAUGAUGAUAAGCGAAGUCUCUUUUCAAUCAGUCAAUAUGGAUGCUCCUGAUCCAAUCUUGGUCACUUCAACAUGGAGCAGCACCACAGAGACGUAUCCAUCAUCAGAAGGACCGAACGCUACAGAAGGGACUUGGGGGAGCACCAUCCUAUCUUCCAUCAGCCCCAGGGUCGAGCAGAAGACAGAGGACUCCAACUCUUCUAGUCUGAUCAGCUGCCUGGUGGCCAUCAUUCUUCUGCUCCUAGUGGUUAUCAUUGCCAUCCUAUGGAGGCAGUACGCUCAGAAGCAUCUGGAGACGGCUCCCCGGCGGAUCCUGGAAGAGGAUGCCACAGUGCGGCUGUCUUUCUAUAGCUCCAGAAUUGUCCGUGGUCAGACGCAGAUCCACCAGACCAACCCCACCUACGAGAGAGUCUUCCCCUUGGAUCUGGAAUACCACCAGCCUCUCACCCUCCUCCAGAAAUUGCCAGAGUUAUCUCAAAGCGCCGAAGACUCGGCCUGCAGUGGUGAUUAUGCAGAGCCCGACCUCACCAAGUGCACCCCUCACCAGGGAUUCCAGAAUAACGUUCCCCACUAUGCCGAGACAGACAUCGUCAACUUGCAAGGGGUGACAGGAAACAAUACAUACGCUGUGCCAGCCAUCACUGUUGACUCGUUGACCAAGAAGGACAUUUCCAUAGCUGAGUUUCCGCGGCAGCAGCUGCAGCUCAAGGAGAAGUUGGGAGAAGGGCAAUUUGGGGAGGUCCACCUGUGUGAAGCUGUUGGUCUUCUGGAAUUCUUGGGCCGCACUUCCCCAGAAGGUUCCAGCCGGGCAAUUCUGGUGGCUGUGAAGAUGUUGAGAGCUGAUGUCACCAAGACAGCCAGGAAUGAUUUCCUGAAAGAGAUCAAGAUCAUGUCCCGAUUGAAUGACCCAAACAUCAUCCGCUUGUUGGGGGUGUGUGUGAGAGAUGAUCCCUUCUGCAUGAUCACCGAAUACAUGGAAAAUGGGGACCUCCACCAGUUCCUGCUGCAACGGCAGAGUAGGAGCACCUUCACACGUUCCAGCAACGUUCCUUGUGUCAGUUGCCUCCAACUCUUGCUCAUGGCAACUCAGAUCGCUUCUGGCAUGAAAUACUUGGCAUCCCUCAACUUUGUCCACCGGGAUUUGGCCACACGCAACUGCUUGGUUGGAAAUAACUACACCAUCAAGAUUGCUGAUUUUGGCAUGAGCAGGAACCUGUACAGUGGUGACUAUUACCGGAUUCAAGGCAGGGCUGUGUUACCGAUCCGCUGGAUGGCCUGGGAAAGUAUUCUGUUGGGCAAGUUCACCACUGCCAGCGACGUGUGGGCCUUUGGGGUGACGUUGUGGGAAAUGUACACCUUAUGCAAAGAGCAGCCGUAUAGCUGGCUUUCUGAUGAACAGGUCAUUGAGAACACAGGGGAAUUCUUCCGAGAUCAAGGCCGGCAGGCCUAUUUGUCUCAGCCACCUCUGUGUUCAAAUCCUGUGUUUUCCUUAAUGAUGAAAUGCUGGAGCCGAGACAUCAAAGAUCGUCCCACCUUUGAAGCAAUCCAUCUGUUUCUCAUUGAACAAAUGGAUGGAAGUAUUGGACCUAUAUGAGAACAUGAGAGACACUGUUGAAAGACCACUGUUGUUUUGGGUUGCCUCUGAUUGGGCCAAAGUUUCUCAAGUUUCUGUUUGACUCCCUCAUUCCUGUGGGCAAGACCAGGUGAAGUCAGACAAACAAGUGAAGUAACUGUUGAAGCUGUUACCUCUUGGGAUUUCUUUGAGAUGUGACGUGAUGGGGCCUCUUCAUCAUGUGGCUGGUGGCCAGCAUGAGAAGAAUUAUGGCCCAAAGUUGAGGUGACUUCAUUGCCUCGGCGAGAAUCCAUGUUCUGUACUGUCCUCUCAGUGGGGGCACCUUGAAAGCUGCUGCUUUUCUCAGCCACAAUUAAGAAUUCCACCAGGCUGAGAAACCAACAUCUCAUGGAAUAAUUUUGCCUUCCUUCCUUGAAAUACUGAGAGGAUCUUUUGCCUCUGCCUUGCCCUUCCUUCCUAGCUAUCAACAGAAUGCACUGUCUCCAAAAUGUAAAAAAAAUAAUAAUUUCCACCUCUUUGGAAUAGUCAAGUUCUUGGGAUGUCUGUCCACCUUUCCUAAAAACCAUUUUUGGUGCAUCCCGUGGGGCAGACACUGUUUUCAGUUGGACCACCAACCCGUUUGUCUAUCUUUCAAUCCAAUUUGGGGAGCUGAUGGAUACUUGUGACUGCAGGUUCACCGAAAGGAGGCACGUGUGAAGUUUCCCACACUGGAUUUACUACUUUUGAGAAGAAUGAAACAAAAAUGAAUGCUAAGGGUCAAAGGAAGGUCUUCCAUAUAUCAACAGAUGGGCGGAGGCGUUAUUGUAUGAAGGAAUAGCUGACACUGUGAUUAAUGUAUGAUGAAGUUGAUGUCUUGUAGCCCAAAGGGACUGAUGUUCAAAUCAUGCUGUACUGAGAUUUGUUAAGGCACCAAAGAAGUCAUAGUCAACUUUAGAACAUCUCGCCAACUUCAUUUUCACCCAGCCUACCUUACCUUUCCUUUCCUUGUCCCUUUUUUAUUUUAAAUGCCUUAAACAUCUGCUGCUUUAAUUUUUAUAUUUAAAAAAAAAGUUUGAAAAUUAGCCAACCAAGUUUCUAGCCGAUUGUGAUUAAGCUUGAAAAUCUGGGGGUUUUUUGGGUGGGGAGAGGGAUCUUGAGAAAGACUCAGACAAGAUGGAUCUGGCAGAAGGGAAAGAAGACUCAACUGUCCUGAAUGUGUCCUUUGCCCCCAAAUAAUGGGAAGGAUCCAAAUUUGUAGAAAAUCCCAUUUGGCACAAUUUUGGGGUGGGGUCUGUCAUGCAAACUCUCCACUUUUCAACCAGCCCCUGUGACUUUAAAUUAAUGUGUGGCAAGCUUUAUCAUCAUUAUAACUUGUCUUGUUUUCCGUAUGGUACCAAAGGCUAUUGUUAUUUACACAAAAUAAUAACUGAGCGAAUCUGGGGCAUAACACUUUGGUAAACAACCCCAUUCUCCCAGAGAAACCGAGGAACUGACAUUUGGUAGAAAUGUUGAGAAUUCUUCACUAGAGAUCUCUUGUAAACAUUCUCUUCCAGAACUACCAUUUUCAACUUGGGGAAGGGAAAAUGACUCUUUAAAUAGUUUAACCAUUCAACCCUAUUCACUCCAGCUGAUCUGGAAAAUCUAAACAGGGUUGGAUCUGGUCGGGAGACCAGAUGGGAAACCGUCAGCGUACUUUUGAUGAGACCAGCUACCUGGACGUGUUUGUGAAACUAGUAGCAGUCAUGCUUGUCUUAAGAGAUUUUGCCUUAAGGGCUAAACCUGACACAUUAUUCAAACAGUUUGGCUCUUGGUUUUUUUUAAAAUUAAUAUCAAGGGGAUGCAAAUCAGUUUGGGGAACUUGAUACUGGGGAAGACGACUUUAUCUUGUCUCUUCUGUGGCCCCAACUGCCUGUUGUUUCCAACAGGUCACAUGCACCCCACUCCCCAAGUGGGUCUUUCCUGAAGACCACCCCCACUGGUAGGCAUGCCUGCAGCUUUCAGAGACUGGCAUAUGUCAGCAAAGAAGCAACACAGUGACUUCCAGGCACCUACACAAUAGAAGGAGCGUUUCCAUUGCAUAAAUUGUGAUUAUAAAGAGGAACAGCUUUAGCUUGCUGUAUUUUGCUGGGGAUACAUCUCCAUGACUGAAAGAGUAAGGGGAAAAGAACCCAGAAACAGGGACACUUAAAGAUAUUACUUCCCCUUUGUGAUGGUGGUGGUGGUGGUGGUGGUGGGGAGAUGAAUUGUAUUCAUAUAUUCAGGGAGCCGGGAACUCGGAGAUAACUGGAAUUCAGAGAAUCAAGAAAGAAACGCAUAAUCUGAAGGCCAACACGGUUGAGAAUUUAAGAUGGACUCACCACAGGCCAAUAAUUGAUAGGUUCCAACUCUACGUGGAACCUGGGUCACCAGAACACAAGUGUUGGGUUCCCCUAACAAGCUAUGCCUGAAGGAACACUCAAUGCAUCUCUCCAGAACUCAGGCAUUUGCCCAUCAGAGUUGGUUCCAGCGGGAACAGAGGGCUUGUUGUCCUCCAGACGAUGCUGCAGGAGAAGUCCCAGGAUUCUUCACCGUUGUCGCUAUUGCUAGGGCUUCUGGGGAUUGUAGUUCAGCACAUCUGGAAGGCUACCUGGUGUACACCCUGAAGUUUAAGGGAAUAUUAUUGUCUCUGCUCCAGGCUUGGCUUUUGAUCUUUGUGCAUUAAAUUUCAGCUAUUUCUGCCUGAUCUGUAAUCCAUUCCAAGCACUGCCCUAUAGCCCUUGGAGAACUUGUGGGCUGCUUGCUUUCCCAUCUCCCCCCAAGCUUCUUGGGUCCCCUUGCCUUUUACUUCCUCCCAAUAACUCUGCUUCCCCCUAUACCUCUGCUGCAGAAAAUCUCACGCUGGUCUGGCUUCUCACGUUCCUUUCCCAAAGUCUGAAGGUUAGCAAACAUUCCACAGCACAGUUUCAAAGCAAACGAGAUCAGCAUUUGCCAACUCUCUCACCAGACCCCUUUGUUCCUGGGUCUUCAGGACCAGCUUGCUCUAUAGACGAAUGCAACAGAGAGUCCCACCUGCAGAUUUUGCUGCAUGGAACGAAUUAAAAAAAAAAUACAAAAGAUACAGAAUCAAACCAGGGUAUGUUUUUCAUAGAUGGCCACUUCUGAAACCUUUCUGGUGCAUACCUUAAGCAACAAUCAAUCAAAACAGCUAAAAAAUGGUUAAAAGUCAUAACUACGUACCUUUUGCCUUCUACUUUCUCUUCUUCUUUUUGAGGGUGGCCUAGACUGGGACAUUUUCUUUCCAUGUUACUUGAAGUUCGAAACUGUGGAUGUAUCGGCCACUUUGUCGCAGAGCACAUAGGAUUCCCUUAAAGAAACUGAUUUUUUCUUCCUUUUCUUUCUUUUUUGCUAACCCUUAUGUAUUUCGGCUGUUUAGCCCUGUACAUUUUGUAUUUAGAAAUGGCAGUCAGAUGUGUACAUAGUAUAAUAUAUGAAUUUAACCAGGAAUUCCUCUGUAAUCACACUGUUGUUUAGAGGAAGUUGUCCUUCAUUAUGGUGAUGAUUUUUAUACAUUGACAAAUGACCAAUAAAAUCUAUUGGUUUUC